AUGCAAGGGAAAACGCGCAGCUUGGCGGGUGAACCGCACAUGUUGCCAGGCAAACGGGCCAACAAACGCAAGUUCGGUAAACUUGGCCGGACAUGCAGAGAGUCGGUGUUUUCCAAUGAUUUGGAAGCUUCAACGUGGGCGCGCGGCCCAUCGAAGACGGCAAUGGACGAAGUUGAUAUGUCAGUCUUUUCGAAGAUGGCAGAACUCCUCGCAAGACCGCUGUCCCCUACGGCCUUGGAAAAGGAGGCAAAGGAGGAAGCAGCAGCCAGCCGUCGUGCACCAAAGCCCAGGACGGCAAAGGCACGAAGUGGCCUUCAGAACCGUUCUGGCUCGGCACUGGAGCCUGUGAGACGGUCUCCUGUGGUCAGUAGCGAUAUCGACACGGAAGCCAACGGAAGCAUCCUGUCCGCUGUCUCCGAGCUGAGUGGACUACAGCAAGUCUGGAAAGAGAAGGCUAAGCAUCCCUCCUACAGAAAGGCAGGACCUCCUCGAAUGAAGAGACCUCCUGUUAAAGUUCUCGCGGAGGAGGAACGCCUUCAGAAAAUGGACGAGAUUGACAACCUCGAGCAGCAGUUGACAGAGGCCAAGAAACUGGCGGCUGCCACUCGCGAGGCUGCUGCAGCUGCUGAAAGGCUUGCGCAGGCUGCAGAAGCCGAGGAGCAGGACUCUGGCUCCGAAAAGCGGACAGCGUCGGAGCUCCUGGGCUCUGGCUUCGGCCCUGAGGUAGCGCAGAAAGACGGGCUCCAUCGGCAGGCUGAGGAGAGAGUCAAGGCACGCCGAAAACAAGAGGCAAAGGAGCGGAGAGAACGCAGCCGGAGGGAGGCAGAGGAGAAGCGGAAGAAGCAGGCAGACGCAGAAGCGAAGGCAAGUGAAUUGGAGCGACAGGCCAAAGAACGUGUGCAGGAGCGCAUCCGAGCAGAAAAAAAUCGCGAAAGGCUGCUCCAGGAGCAACAGGAGCGUGAUGCCGAAGAGCGAGAGAAGCGUUCACGGCAGGUAGCCGAGGAGCUCCGUCAACAAGCGGUGAAGCGAUUGGCUGACAAGGACCAUGCAAGCCGACAACUGGCCGAAGAGAUGGCCAAGCAAGAGUCGGAGGCCAGGCGGCUGCAAAUCGAAGAAAGCGAAGCCCGAGCUGAGGAGCUGCGAAUGAAGACGCGACAGCGAAUGCAUCAACACCUCCGAGAGCAGAAGGAGCAGGAGAAUGCAGCCGAAGAGGCCCGCCAGCGGCGCAUGGAAGACGCAGCUAGGGCCGAAGAGGGCAAGAUCCGGCAGGCGUUGCAAAGCCAACAUCGAGCACAGCUCAGAGCAGCGGAGUUCAAGCACAAAGCCAGAUCGGAAGAGCAGGCUCGCAUGCUUCUCCACGAAGAAGAGAUGGAGCGUCAGCAGGAGCACGCAGAAUCAGCGCUCAUGGAGCGGCAGCGCAAGCGCCGCUGGCGCGCCAACCUGGGCAGCAAGUCAUUGACACCCCAGUCCCAGUCCAAUGCUUCGAGGGCAUCCAGCCAGCCACCCUUGAGGCCUCUCCAAAGCCAAGACUCCCUUGCCCAUGCACGGGGAGGAGGUUGCAGCGCAGAGAGCAGCCGAGCGAACACGCCGAGCUGUCCGACAUGGGCGGUUGUAGACAGCGAUGCAGUUCAAGCACCGGCCCGGCCCAGGCCGCAUGCCGUGCAUUCCCGUGCUGUGCCACAACUGACAAAACUGCCACGGGCUGCCAGCCAGCCUGUGAGGCAGAGACCUCCGGCAGCGCUGCCCUUGCAAGGCAGCAGGGAAAGCAGCCGAGCAACAUCACCAAGAUGCCCUGAGUGGCAUAUCGGGGACGCGGAUGAGAACCCACCAGCUCUAGAAGAGGAAGUUCCGUCCAUGUCGCCGAGGACGUUGGCCGGUCUGUGUGAGACACCUGCGCCUCCUGACAAUGCGCAGUCAGUGCCCAAGCCGUGGAAGCAAAAGGCGAUCCAGGUGAACUCAGCCUCCUACUAUUUGGAAGCCCUCAAAGCUGCUCGUGGUGGAAGAGGUACGCCGAGCGCUGCAGGUAGACCAGCUCCGGGAAGCCGAGGCUACGCCGAGCAAAUGCGCCUCAGGGCGGAGGAUGUCGAGGCAAAACAGCGGGAGGAGCAGGACACAAGGAUGGAGAGGGGUUAUGCAGCUCUGCAGAGGGUGCAGCACAGGGGCAUGCAGGCCUCUCCAGUUCGCAGCUCCAUGGCGUGA
This is a messenger RNA of Symbiodinium sp. CCMP2592, 2199 nucleotides long. Lineage: Eukaryota; Dinophyceae; Suessiales; Symbiodiniaceae. The record is from the annotation of a GenBank genome assembly.